Molecule: messenger RNA, 2730 nt
Organism: Papilio machaon (common yellow swallowtail)
Lineage: Eukaryota; Metazoa; Arthropoda; Insecta; Lepidoptera; Papilionidae
Gene: Nop17l
Product: protein kintoun
Exons: 3
Coding region: 112-2631 (839 amino acids)
Biological process (GO): axonemal dynein complex assembly
Cellular component (GO): cytoplasm
Source: RefSeq, a predicted model, not a curated record
ACUCUCAACAUAUCAUUUCAGAAAUUGUCAUCUGUGUACAUCAGCUGAAAAUUAUCGUGUUUAUGCGUAGUACUUGUGUUUAUUUUUAUAUCGUUACAAUUGAUAGACAAGAUGGCAACAGGAGUAAAACCUCGUGACGAUGAACCAACUCUUACAAGGACUGAUAUUGAGGCAAUUCAAGAAGCCAUGAAAAGUAAGAAAUUUCGAGAAAUGUUAGCCGACUACUGCGAUGAAGUACGUGACCCGGCGAAUCAAGCUCUCUAUCAAAAAGAAAUGACCCAAUUGGAAAAGGAAAGGGGCUAUGAUAUCACUUUUAUUAAUCCAAAAGGUGGCUAUGUUAUUAAAACAAGCGUCGCUGGCGAUAGAAAAGCGUUUAUAAACAUUUGUAGUAAUGAGAACAUCGGCAAACCAUCACAUUCCGUGGAGAGCGUAAACGGCCAGAAAGGUAUGAAUUGGCAAAUCCCUUAUUCAUUGAUCCCUCCAAGGGAAGAUUAUGAUAACAAUAAACAGAGGUGUAUAAUUUACGAUGUUGUUUUCCACCCCGACACAUUGCGCAUGGCAGAGGUUAACGAACGAUUUCGAGAAAUCGUAAACAAGACGGCCUUCGAUGGUCUUCAGAGUACUUAUAAAAUCCAUUUGGACAUUAACAAUUGUCGUUUUCCUAAAUCCAAUUACAAAGGAAUGACUACAUCUGCAGUUUUUAGAAAAGAAGAUCCUAAUUUUAAGCCCCCGACAGAGGAAGAGAAUAAGAAUAUUUCGCCGGAAAUAAUAGAAAAAUUAUACCCUCAGCAUAAUUACACAAAUCAUAAUGAGCAGGAAAAUAGUAAGGUAAAAACUCAGGCAAAGGGAAAAGCUGGGUCUGGGAAAAACGAAUUCUCACACUCAAUGAAUGAAGGUUACACAAUACCUAAGUAUGUAGUAAAACAGCAGAAAAACGUAGAUUUACAAGAUUACACCUUUCAUAAAAAUAGCAAACAGUACUCUGCAAUCCCAAGUCAAUUGGUUGUGGAGAUUAACUUGCCCUUGAUUUCUUCUACUAAAGAUUGCAUUUUGGAUGUAAAUGAGAAAUCUCUAAGUUUGGUUGUGGAAAAACCUGCAAAAUACAAACUUAAUUUGUCACUUCCUUAUCCAGUUGAUGAUAAUUGUGGUAAUGCUAAAUUUGACAAAACAAAACACAUGUUAAUUGUCACUUUACCGGUAAUAAGAAAUGUACAAGACACUGUUCAUGACAAUAUGAAGUUGCUUAAAGUAGACAGCGGUGUUGAAAGUGAAGAAAAUUCUGGUUCCCAAAGUGAUGAAGAUAAUACUAAUGAGAAAAAAAUUAUUGUAUUAAGUUCUAAUAAAACUUCUGAUUUAAAUCCUCCUGAAUUAGAAAAAGAAACAAUAGCAGAUGAACCAUUCUUAGAAACUUCCAUUAGUUACAUACUGCCACCUUAUACACAUAAUAUCUUAGAUGAUGUAAUAGCAUUUACUUUCCAUGUAAAGAACACAGAGCCAGAAUCCGUACUGGUGAAGAAUGAUGGUAAUGAAAUUACCAUAAAGUUCACAACAAUUGGUUCUGGUUUUGUGCCAGUGCAUCAUGCAGCUAUUAUUGUCUUUGAGGACAACAUUAAAUUUAAGACGGUGACUGGAGAAGCUUGGGAUAAUAAUGUAAUACUUCAACUAGAGCUUGAUGGUGAUGUUCCUCAAAAUUUCAAUAUUGGAUUGACUAAAGAUACCAUGACCACUGAACGCCUCGAUGCAUCUCAGUUAAAACAGUCUCAUCAAGUUGAAGAAAGUAAUGUUGUUAGUUCUCAAGAUGAAGUUCAAGCACCAUUUGUUGAAGUUACUAACUUGGGAUUGGAGACAAAUAUUGUUGUCUCAUCUAACUCCGGUAAGGAUGAGGAAUGCGAAAGGGAGAAAGAAAAUGAUAUUGUUUGGGUUAAUUCCGGUACAUGUGAGAAUGGUGCUAAGAGUAUUCUUCGUAAAUCAAUGUCAAUGAUGCGUAGCUUUUCCGAAUCUAGUGUGGGUGAUGUUGCAUCAUCAAUGGACUAUAUUAGUUCAGAUUGUAUCCCAGAGGAGUCCAGCUUGAAAAAGACUGUUAGGUUUAGUGAUGUUAUUGCGAGACAAUUCUACAGAUAUAAUUCAUCUAUAGAAGGUCAAAAGAAGAAAAAUCAGAGAAGGAAAAGUAAAAAACGGAACCAAGAAAGACGUAAAAGUGAGAGUGAGGCUGAAGAAGAAACAAAUAAUUCUAUUAAGUCAACAAAGCCAAGGAUAAAAUCUGUACUAAAACAGAGACGUGACAGCGGGCUUGCGGAUACAUCUGAUGCAGAAGCAGAAUGCAAGAACAUGCCAUCUGACUCGGAGUUGUCCUGUGACAGCACCAAUACUGGCAAUAAAGAUGUUAACGCUAAUGCUGGAGACACAUCAACCCUAAAUAUUGUUGAUAAAAAUGGUAAUACAAGUAGUAAGUUUGAACCUCACAUAUGGAAAUCGAAAAAACAGCCCAUUACCAAUGUUAGAAAACAAAACCCUAUAACUUGUGAUAAUAUAAAACAUGCUACGGAUUUCUACAAUCCGGAAAAACUAAACAAAGGUCAAUAUACCGAAGUUAUGUUUAAGAAUGAUCUCAUAUUUGAUUUGGACAUGUGAGGAAAAUGUCCCAUUUCAAAGAAGCCAUAAAUAUAUAAUGAUAUUUUAACUUAGUAUAUAGUGUUGCACCAGUAGUUUUGUUGUGUAGAUUUGUGAAUU